Coccidioides immitis RS is the source of this 994-nucleotide messenger RNA. RefSeq lists its product as uncharacterized. Bases 690 to 926 code for a protein of 78 amino acids. The record is from RefSeq and is a predicted model, not a curated record. Lineage: Eukaryota; Fungi; Ascomycota; Eurotiomycetes; Onygenales; Onygenaceae. The transcript has a single exon.
GGUGACUGGCGGACAGCUGGUAUUGUCCGGCUGAUGGACUGAGAUCCCACGAGGCUUCUGUCGAACUUCUCUAUAACUACCACCGCUACGCACCUAGAUGACAUCAUCCUCAUGUGGGGAGAAAUACUCUGCCGAGCAAAGGAUUGGACCAAAGCCGCUCUGUCCAAUCAGAUGGUUAUCGAUUGCCCUUGUUUUGCCCGCACUUUGGCGGAUUUGCCAGUUUCAGGGCCAUGGUUGGCGCCUAUCUCAUCUGCAGCUCGGACGAUCUCAGGUUUUGGACUUAGGAUGGGCAAUUUCGAUCCUUUUUACGUCAACUCUCAAAUAACAACGUGAGAACUACGUGAUAGAACGCCCACUCGAUUUCAGAUAUCAUCCUGGUUUCGAUGUUGGGUGCCGGAGCAUAUGCAGUUGUCUCCUAACCCGUUUGGCUUCCUUGUUAUGGAUCCGUCCCUUUUUCGUGCGGUCUAAGUCCUAACUAACUAGUCUCUUGCAUCGCUUUCGACACCGCCCCAUCCUCGGUGUCUAAAAUCCCUGUCCAAGCCAGGCUUGCAACCGAACCGAUCUUCAUGUGCAAGGUGCUGCAUCUGACACCUCUGAAGACUUUCAAUUGUUUAUACGACGCAACGUGACCUCGACUUGUCAACGCAACGCUGUCCUUUAGGCCUUUAACUGGUUACACUUCUUGAGCCAUGGUUGAGAAUCACCAUAUGGGGGUUUCUGGUCGCGGAAGAUCUUUUUAUCCACAUCAAAAGGUUUCGCCUUCGUGCCGUGGAGCAUAUGUCUUCUCUCUUGUUUGUGGGGGACGCCUCCAUUUUCUAAGGAAGUGGUGCUCUAUUUUCCCGCUGUUUUACAAAGUAUCAUGGAGUGUUUCGGCUUUGUGGCUGCUAGGCCCAGCUGGGGAAUUGGCUCAGACCAUCAAUUCUUAGUCACGUUGUGUCUCUUGCAUCUUUUAACUUGCCAUCCUGUUCAAUAUCUUCCUCGUAGAGGGUGCAUA